This is a messenger RNA of Perognathus longimembris pacificus (Pacific pocket mouse), 1641 nucleotides long. RefSeq names its product leucine rich repeat, Ig-like and transmembrane domains 2 (gene Lrit2). The transcript is spliced from 3 exons. The record is from RefSeq and is a predicted model, not a curated record. Bases 1 to 1641 code for a protein of 546 amino acids. Lineage: Eukaryota; Metazoa; Chordata; Mammalia; Rodentia; Heteromyidae. Gene Ontology annotation, molecular function: protein binding.
AUGGCUUUAGGUUGUUACUAUUUUCUGCUAGUUCUGGUUCUUUUGGAUACACAGGCAGCUCAGCCUUUCUGCCUGCCAGGAUGCAUCUGCUCAGAGGAGAGUGUUGGCAGGACUGUGAAGUGUAUGUCUAUUUCUUUGGGAAAGAUUCCAGGGAGCCUUCCUGAAGAGCUGAAGCAAAUGCGAAUUGAAAACACACCCUUGUAUGAACUUCCCCGAGGGUCUUUCAUCAACAUGAGCGCCUUGGAGUACCUUUGGCUCAACUUUAACAAUGUCACUGUGAUCCAUCUCGGAGCACUAGAUCACAUGCCAGAACUGAGAGAGCUGAGGCUGGAAGGGAACAAACUCCGUUCAGUACCAUGGACAGUCUUCCGUGCCACUCCGCUCCUAAGGGUCUUGGACCUCAAACACAACAGGAUUGAUUUCCUCCCUGAGGUAGCGCUUCAGUUCCUGGCCAACCUGACCUACCUUGAUCUUUCCUCCAAUAGGCUUACAGUUGUAUCCAAGAGUGUCUUCUUGAACUGGCCUGCCUACCAGAAACACCAGCAGCCUCACUGUGGGGUGGAAUUUCACUCCAGCAUGGUGCUGGCACUGCACAACAACCCCUGGGAGUGUGACUGUCGUCUAAGGGGGCUUGUCCAGUUUGUCAAGUCCAUUAGCUUCCCAAUUAUUCUAGUGAAUUCCUAUCUGAUAUGCCAGGGCCCUCUCUCUAAAGCAGGGAAGCUUUUUCAUGAGACUGAUCUUAGGAUUUGCAUGAAGCCACAGAUCUCAACCCCUAGUGCCAAUAUCACCAUUCAGGCAGGACAGAAUGUGACACUGCAGUGUUUUUCACAGGCCAGCCCCUCACCAUCCAUUGUGUGGGCAUAUCCCCUGAGCAUGUGGAGAGAAUUCGAUGUGUUGACUUCUUCUACUGGAGAAGAUGGUGCUCUGUCGCAGCUGGUCAUCCCUACUGCUCACCUGGUGGACAGUGGUAAUUAUACCUGUGUUGCUUCUAACUCCAUUGGCAGGAGCACCCUUGUCAUCUCCCUCCAUGUCCAGCCUGUUCAGGCCUUGCCUGCACCCAAUUCUCUAUCCAUCUCCUCAGAAGAUAGUGCCUAUGUGGACCUUCGUGUGGUCAAGCACACAGUGCGUGGGAUCUUGCUGGAGUGGCUUGCUGUGGCCAACACCCCUGAGGAGUGGAUCACCCUCUACAUCGCAUCUGAAGAGGCCCUCAGGAAGGAGGUCAUCCACAUGGGUCCAGGAAUCAACACAUAUGCUGUGGAUGACCUCCUGCCUGGCACAAAAUAUGAGGCAUGUCUAGGUCUGGGGAAUCAACCCCCACACCACAGCCAUUGUGUGGUCUUUGUGACAGGCAGAGAUAGUGGAGAGUUAGAGGCUCGUGAACGCCUCCUUCAUGUCACGGUGGUUCUGUGUGCUGUGCUCCUAGCAGUGCCUGUGGGUGUUUAUGUCUGGGCUGUGCAGGGUCCUUGCAGAGAGUGGGGCCUGCACUGCUAUCUUCAUCACAGAAAAGCUCCUAGGUGUCCCCAAACUGUCCCCCAAUACAAGGAUGACUCCUUUAAAGGCCAUCACACUGUCUGUGAGGAUGACAAGGGACACAGAGUUUUGGAAGAGAAUGAGGAAAAAGUAGAAGAAAAUAAGAUCUAA